Branchiostoma belcheri (Belcher's lancelet) is the source of this 4520-nucleotide messenger RNA. Its product is annotated as tetratricopeptide repeat protein 28-like. The record is from RefSeq and is a predicted model, not a curated record. Lineage: Eukaryota; Metazoa; Chordata; Leptocardii; Amphioxiformes; Branchiostomatidae. Gene Ontology annotation, molecular function: [protein-PII] uridylyltransferase activity; protein binding. Gene Ontology annotation, cellular component: kinesin complex.
CAAGACCACCUACAGGAGGGAUGCAGGGCCCUGCAGACAGUGGACCUGGACACGGCAGAACAACAUUUCGCAGCCGCACUCAAAUCUGUGCAUGUCAAAUAUUCAAAGUUUGAUCAAUACAGCAAGGAAGCAGAGCCUCUCUACAAGUUAGGCGAUGUAUACCUGAAGAGAGGAAUCCAGACUAAAGACGGUGGAGACUUCACCAAGGCUGCAGCACUCUGUAAUGCAGCACUGGUAAGAUGUAGGAGGCAAGAUAUCAAGGAAGCUAUCCAGGAAAUAAGCAAGUCUUUUUUAAAACAUGUUCUGAAUAUUGAACAAAAGGUAGACAUUGGUGAUGUAGAGAAACACAGGUUGAAGUUAGAGGAACAUAGAGACUUUGUAAAAGAGGAGAUCACAAGAAUUGAGCGAGAGGUAGAUCCUUACAGUCUUGAUGAUGACGAUCCAAAGAUAAGGGAAGUAGAGAAAAGGAGAACAGAUGAAAUCAAAUCAUUGUUUGACAUGAUUGCCCACCAGCGAAAAAUGUUCAUAGCUGGCCUUGUAGAUGAAUGUAUGGAGGUGAUGGGCCCGCCUCCCUGUAAGUACGCCAUGAUAGGCUUGGGGUCACAAGCCACAGGAUUGGUGACACCAUACUCUGAUCUAGAGUUCGCCAUUUUGGUAGAGAAUGAAACAGAGCAUAAUGUCAGGUAUUUCCGCAACCUCACUAAUUUUCUGCAUCUCAAAGUCAUCAAUUUGGGUGAAACCAUUCUCCCAGCCAUGGGGAUUAAGUCGCUGAAUAAUUUCUACUCAAAAGACCCUCUUGACAACUGGUUCUAUGACUCUGUAACGCCACGGUUUGCAUUUGAUGGCUCCAUGCCACAGGCAUGCAAAACUCCUUUAGGCAGAGGAAAAAACAGCACAUCUACAAGUGAACUCAUCCGCACACCAAGGGAGAUGACCAAAGUUCUAAAAGAAGACCUUACUUUUCAUCUGAAGAAAGGAUACCACCUUGCUAGUAUAUUGGGGAAUGUGUGUUUAAUCAUAGGAGAACAGGAGUUGGUUGAUGUGUAUAUCGCUCUAUGGACUCAUGUACUGCAAGAAAAUCACGGAGGGAUAAUUCCUGGCAUAUUAGCACUAACACAUCUUCGUGAAAAUGCACCAAUAUUUGAGAACGAUGAGAAAACCGGUAGGUUGAUGGAUGUAAAAAAAGAAAUGUAUCGAUUUUCAAGUCUUGCAGUGUCUUGUUUAGCGCUACUUCAUAACAUACAACCGACAAAAAUCUGGGACACUAUUGAGAAUCUGAAGAAGAUUGGCGCCAUCAAUCGUGAGAAUGCACACCACUUGACGGUGAUGGUGAGCAUCUCUGCAGAACUGAGGCUGCGGACAUAUAUGAGUAAUGGAGGCCAGGUUGAAAGCAUGUCAGCCUUGUCAUCAAUGUCAACAGAUACACACAUUGCAAUUGGGGAGACAUUAAGGAAGGUGUUUUACUUUUCAAAGGCUAAACAGCUCAUGAGAUACUAUUACACAGAAAGGCCAACAAAGUACUUUAUUUCAAAGCUUGCCAACGGUCAUUCAACAGAGGAAUCAUCAAUUCUAUUUGACGACUCUUCCAGAGUGAAAGCAAAGAUAUACAGAAGUCUGUGUGAUUAUGAAAACUGUAAGACAUGUUCAGAACAGGCACUACAGAGUGCUAGAUCUAGAUAUGGUGAAGGGAAUCCACAUAAUGACAUUGCUACGUCUCUUAACGACCUUGGUCAUGCCUGGGGGAAACUUGGUGAUUAUAGAAAAGCCGCCAGUUAUUAUAAACAGUCCUUAAAGAUGACACAGAGUAUCUAUGGGGAGAACACCGACAGACUUGACAUACUUAUCAACUUGGGUAAUGCUUAUAGCAAACUCGGUGAUUACAGAAAGGCCGUCAGUUAUUUUGAACACUCCCUACAGAUGAUGAGGGUUAUCUAUGGGGAGAACACUGACCAUCCUGACAUUGCUAACACACUUAACAACUUGGGCGUGGCCUGCAGUGACCUCGGUGAUUACAGAAAAGCUGUCAGCUAUUAUGAACAGUCCCAACAGAUGAGGUUGAGUAUCUAUGGUGAGAACACCGAACAUUCUGACAUUGCAACAUCACGAAGUCUUGCAAACUUGGGCAAUGCCUGUAUGGAACUUGGUGAUUACAAAAAGGCCGUCAGCUAUCAUGAACAGUCACUACAGAUGAUGCAGACUAUUUAUGGGGAGAGUACCGAACAUCCUGACAUUGCCUCAGCACUUAACAACUUGGGCUCGGCCUAUGGUAGACUAAGUGAUUACCAAAAGUCCAUUAGCAUACACGAACAGUCACUACAGAUGAUGAAAAAUAUCUAUAGGGAGAGCGCCGAACAUCCUGACAUUGCCUCAGCACUUGACAACUUGGGCGUGGCCUGUAGGGACCUCGGUGAUUACAGAAAGGCUGUCAGAUAUCAUGAGCAGUCACUACAGAUGAGGUUGAGUAUCUAUGGGGAGAACACUGAACAUCCUUACAUUGCCUACUCACUUAACAACUUGGGCACUGCCUGUAUGAAACUUGGAGAUCACAAAAAUGCCCUCAGUUAUCAUGAACAGUCACUACAGAUGAGGUUGAGUAUCUAUGGGGAGAACACUGAACAUCCUUUGAUUGCCUACUCACUCACCACCUUGGGCGAUGCCUGUAUGAAACUUGGUGAUUACAAACAGGCCGUCAGCUAUCAUGAACAAUCACUAAAGAUGAAUCAGAGUAUCUAUGGGGAGAACACUGACCAUCCUGCCAUUGCCGCAUCACUUAAUAACUUGGGCGCAGUGUUUGACAAAAUCGGUGAUUACAGAAAAGCUGAAAGCUAUUUUGAACAGUCACUACAGAUGAGGCAGAGUAUCUAUGGGAAGAACACCGAACAUCCUGACAUUGCCAAAUCGCUUAGUAACUUGGGCGCGGCCUGUAUGGAACUUGGUGAUUACAAAAAGGCAGUCAGCUAUCAUAAUCAGUCACUACAGAUGAUGAAGACUAUCUUUGGGGAAAACACCGAACACCCUGACAUUGCUCACUUACUUAACCACUUGGGCAAUGCCUGUAGGAAACAUGGAAAUCACAACAGUGCUGUCAGUUAUCAUGAACAGUCACUACAGAUGAGGUUGAGUAUCUAUGGGGAAAACACCGAACAUCCUGCAAUUGCUGAAUCACUUAACAACUUGGCCAAUGCCUGUAUGGAACUUGCUGAUCACAAAAAGGCUUUUAGCUAUCAUGAACAGUCACUACAGAUGAGGAAGAGUAUCUAUGGGGAGAACACUGACCAUCCUGACAUUGCCGCAUCACUUUAUAACUUGGGCAAUGCCUGUAUGGAACUUGGUGAUCACAAAAAGGCUUUUAGCUAUCAUCUACAGUCACUACAGAUGAGGCAGAAUAUCUAUUGGGAGAACACUGACCAUCCUGACAUUGCCGACUCACUUAAUAACUUGGGCAAGGCCUGUGGUGAUCUUGGUGGUUACAGAAAAGCUGUCAGCUAUUAUGAACAGUCACUACAGAUGAGGCAGAGAAUCUAUGGGGAAAGUAAUGCACAUCCUGACAUUGUAAUGCCACUGAACAACUUGGCUGUCACUUGGGGCUACCUUGGUAAUCACAGAAAGGCUGACAACUAUCGUGAUCAGGCAAGGAGGAUGACACAGAUCAUACAAGAAAGAAAUAAAGCACAAUCUGACACCUACCGAUCUGGAACCUAACGAUAUUCCAAUGGCCAUGGAAAGGAAACUGCCUGUCCAAGCAGUCACUGCAUUUUUUUGAAAACGCAAAGGCACACAUCAACUACACAUGUACCAAAGUUAAUUGCAAUCAAUCCACCUGAAAGGAUACUACAUAUACAUUGUCCCAAUGUGUGUUUUCCCUGCCCUUGGUGCUGAAAGAAUACUACAUUGACCAAAUGCGUGUUUUCCCUGUCCUUGGUGCCGAAAGGAUACUACAUUGGCCUAAUGUAUUUUCCCUGUCCUUGUUGCUGAAAGGGUGUCCUCAUGCAAGUUUUACUUGGUAUUACAAUGUACUUACCAAAUAUUGUUCAAAUUGGAUCACUAGAAAUAGCAAAAAUCUAAAAAAAUAUUUUUUCAGGACUGAAACAGGAAACACAACUUAUUUUCGAAGGCCUAAUAAUAUCUUAAAAGCGUGUAGAUGUCAUGUGACAUCAGCUGCUACUUUUGUACCCCAGAAUGUAUCUGAAAGAAGAAUAUAGGUGGGAAAUAUUUCAAACUGUGCUCACUGGUUUCACGUGUCUAUUCUCUAACAUACAAAUAAUGACAAUGUUCUAUCAAUUGAAAACACACACAAAAAACAUACACAUAAGAAUAAUUUCAUUUUCAUAAUAUUUUAAUCUUCAUCAUCAGGUCUACAAUGUAUCAUGUAAUCUGAUGAUAUAAAACAUGUUGGAACUCCUGUCUGCACCUCAAGACAGUAAAAACAUCCACUCUGUCUCCUGUUCUGACAAAGAUUAUCAGCCUGACUCCACUGUGAGCCACACCAAUUUAAAUUUGUUGGUUUUGAGAUUUUUCAU